Molecule: messenger RNA, 5462 nt
Organism: Micropterus salmoides (largemouth bass)
Lineage: Eukaryota; Metazoa; Chordata; Actinopteri; Centrarchiformes; Centrarchidae
Product: paralemmin-3-like
Exons: 6
Coding region: 3302-4582 (426 amino acids)
Biological process (GO): regulation of cell shape; G protein-coupled receptor signaling pathway
Cellular component (GO): membrane
Source: RefSeq, a predicted model, not a curated record
UCUAACCUGUCUCAUUCAUUCACCCACGCAACUCACACACACAUGCAGCCUUAAUUUCACUCAGCUAAAAUCCUCUGCAGACCCAUUCCAGCUUGUUACCAUGCAGAUAGACACAUUUAUUUCCUUUUCUUACACACGCACACACCAACACACACAUAGAUGAACUGUACAGCCCUCAACACUUCCUGGUUCUGCCUGUUUCUCACAAGGUUAGAGGAAAGCCUUUCUUUGCUGAAAUCAAUUUUUAUGAGCAUGUUUCCACACUCUGCAAGGCACAGAGCGGCUCUAUUGUUUUCACAUAAUUUCCAGAUUGGCGUUCCCACUUCCUACUCCGCUGUGUUACGCUGUCCAGGGGCACAUUCCUCAAAUUGUGUGAAAUCUGUGCAGCGUGUGUUUGUGUGCAAGCAGGUAUGCAUGUGUGUGCUGGUGUGGUCAUAGAAGACACUAUUUUGCAUAUGUUCACCGUGUUUGUGUGUGCAUGUGAGUUUGUGAACAAUGCACCGAACAUAAAUUGCAUCGAUGAGAGGCUUCAAAGAUUCAUUUUUAAAUGAUUAUUUCAAUAGUUGCUCUCUCACAGGAGGCGAUAUCAUCAUUGCUUUACAUACAUUCAUUAGCUUUGACAUUGAGUGUAACCCUGGGGUAGAUGUAGGGUUGUGAUAAGAGGGAGCAGCAACACACAGCUCCUGACCUGCAGGAAAGUUUAGAGAGGGCUGUGCCCAGCAAGCCAAAGGCAAAGGGAGGUGAACAGAGCAGGGCUUGUUCUGCGCUGCAUGGGAAAACACAGAUGGUUUUGUGACGCUUAUAGCUAAGUAGGUAGCUACUGGCUAACGGUUGCCAGAUUUUGAAAACAUAGGGCCAUAUACUGGAGGGGAGUAUGGAUUUUCAGAUGCUUUCACCUCCAGUAAGAAAAAUUACAGUUGCUCUGAGAGCUUUGUGCUGGAUUUUAGUGUAUAUAGACACAUAACUAUGAUAAUGUGAUAAUCCUGGUUAUUUUGGUACAUUAGAUUUAGCCUACAAAAGGUUCCCUGCAGACAGACUGUUCACUUACGCAUGUCACUGUCAGCUACAGAAAAGUGUUCCUCGAGCUGGCAAGAGUUUACUGUCUGGCUCAAGGGCACUUUAGCGGCGCAGAUGAAACAAGCACUUGAACCAAGGUCAACCGGUUGUAACAUGGUUGUCUUACUGACUAAGUCACCCUGCAGCCACUGUUAUUUUUCCUGACAUACACAGGAACACAACUAGUAACUUAUUGUAUAAUAGAGUCAAAAAUGUUUCUCCUUCUUGGCAGUUUCCUGCUUCCAGUCUCUUUAGUGUAGUGUUUAAAGUGUACAUUAUACAACCCUUGAAAGGGUUGUAUAAUGUGUAUAAUGUUCGAGUUUUGGCAGAUCAUUUCUCAAGUGGAAUUUUGUCUAUGAAGAAAUUCUGCAAAUAACAAUGGAAAUACAUUUGUGAAGUAAAUUAUGGCAGGCUUGGUUUGAUGAGUCUGACAAAUGGUGUAACCACUAUCAUUAUAACAUUAUUUUCAUCAUGUCACUUUCAUCACCGGGGUUCUCUUUCUGGUUGUGCAGUAUCACCACUUUGUUUUUGUUUUAUUUGUGGAUGUAGCAUGAAAAUAUGUCCAACUUUUGUUAACACUGAAGAACAGUAAUAACUAAAAAGAGCUGUGAAUGCUUUGAAAAGGUGAAGAUUCCGUGUAAAUAUACUGUACAUACUAUACUGUGUUUGUACAGCUCAGAACUCCAACUAAAUAAAUUACAUUCUUGAAAAGGUAAUUUUUUCACCUUUUGUCAGUUAAAAGGUCACAUAUAUGCGGGCUAGCGCAAAUUAUUCCAGGUGAAAUGGAAUCAUUAUAUUUGAAAACACCAUGAAAUCGGUAGUCACUUGUGUAAUUUGGGAUGGACUGUCAGGUUUCCAGUGGAAAACUCACACAAAUGUGUACACCCAUGUGGGAUGUGUCACUCAUAUUCACAGAUAGUUCACACACACAGAGCUUUUAAAGAUUCGAGUGCUAGAUGUCCAGUGGGGGUCUGGAACGAAAGAAAAAACAGCAAAGCAGUGGAAAUAAAGUAUUAGACUUGAAGGAAUGUUAUGUUUUUGUGUGUCUCUUAGACAGACUAGUCAGUUCUACAAACUUCUGAACAUUGUGCUCUUGUUUGUGUAAAACUUUAAAGUUCUUGGUUUGGUGUUCUGGUUGGAUGAAAUGGUUGCCUCAGGCACCUUUCGUUCACUGGGCGAUGUCUCUUUACUGGAGUGGUGUAGGAAUAAAGUGCAUGCACAAUAUAAAUUCAUACUACCAUUCUCUCUGUCGGAUAGCUGAGAUGAAGACAUGGUGACAUGGACUCAGUUGUUUCUGUCUUUCUGUCUCUCACCUUUUUUUCUCACCUUCGCCCCCUUCAAACAACCACAUUUCGCUUUACCUUCCCUAUCUCAAUUUUCCCCUCUGGCUAUGUCACUGCUCCAUCUUACUUCUCCUUGCUGUGCCUCUGUAGUGAGUAGACCAUGGUACUUCUGACAUGUGUAAAUCAACAUCAUUAACUGUGAGUUUAUUAUAAUUUUUGCUUCUGUGCAAGAUUGUUUGUAAAAGAAAAAUAAGCUGUGUCCCAAUUCCAGACCAAUUAUAAGCAGGUAUGAGUAUGUUCAUGCUGAACAUCAAAGUUGUCAAGUAUACUGAAAACAGUCAGUGUAGGCCUACAAAAACCCCUGUAUGAUUUUCCCACAAUGCAAAAGUAAAUAAACGAUCUGCUCAAAGCUGGUAAAGAAAUUAAAGCUAAAACACCACCUAAGAAAACACCUUUAUUUUAAUGUUCAGUGACCGUUUAGAGUUGCAGUUUGAUUAGCAUGAGCAUCUUUAGAGACACUAGGCCUUUUAGUGUAUAUAUUUUACACUUUUGGACAAAUCAGGAGUGAUUAUGGACACAGUUUUUUUCUCUCUUUCUUAGCAGUUGGUUUCAGUUGAACAUUCUGUUGCUAGUAGCAGCCACAACGGGCACAGUUGGAGUUAACUGAAAUUAUCUUCAGCUUCUUAUCUUACAUUUUUUAUCUAAUGUUACUCUUAAAACGCCCUUGUUGGAGCAUUAUCUGAAGAUACUCAAUGCUGAGUAGCUAUUUUGUGACAUUUGUUUAAACUAUUUUGUAGUUUCAGAUGUUUUUCUUAUCAGCUAACGUUAAAUGCUAAGCAGGCUAGCCAUAUCAGUUUAACUACUGUUAGCUGUCUGUUGCUAAUUCAACAUCCUAGUUAUGUGAACAUUCUGUUCACUUACUGUUGCUCUUAACGAGGAAGUCUCUGAGGGACCAGUGGUUGAUGGAGGGAGCUCCUUUGUCCCCAACCUCUCUGGACUCCCAAAGCCCCCGUUCCCCUCUAUGGGGCUCCCAGGCCCAGGAGAUUGAAAACCGCAUUGACAAAUUGCAGUCAGAGAGUCAGCGGAUAGCAGAGGAGGAACAGAAGCUGAAGGAACUGAUGGAAGAUGGCCAAACGCAGGAGGCAGUGAAAGUGGCAGAGGCCAGUGCAGAAAUAAUCCAAGCCGUUCUGCAAAACGGAGAAGACAAUGCAGCAGCAUUGGGAACACUUGAAGAUAAAGUGAAGAUAAACCAAAACCCACUACUGGAUAAAUCUGCAGCUGUCCUAACCAAUGGUGGAGGAGACAUAGAGAUAGACACCAAUCAUAAUGCUUCAGUGCAAAUUAAUCAGUCCGCCCCCAAUGGAUCAGUUGUAUCCUCUGAAGGUGUUGUAAGCAUAAAGUUGGAACCGGCGUUGAACCUGGGUGUUUCUGAAGCACAGCCUGGGCAAGUUCCAAAUGUCAACAUUAAUGAGGAGGAAGAAGAAGGCACUCUGGUGAUCAGAGCACAAUGUGUGAUUAUCACAGAUGAAGGGGAUGAUGUACCUGAGGAUCUCACACCCCGGGAAGAUCAGCAGGAGACUAUGCAGUUAGAGGAAACCCCUCCGCUGAAUCCAGAAGCAGGCAAAGAGGAAGUGGAGCCUGUGGAAGAGGUAGUAAAAACAGAAGCAGGAUUAGAGACUUUAAUGCAACCAGAGAAUAGUGAGGCAACUGAGUCCGCUGCAGAGGCACAGCCAGAAACUGGAGAUGGAGACAUGCAGGGUGGCAUAAAGACAAAUGAUAACAGAGAUGGAGAGACAGAAGCUGAAGGACAAGGCAGACGAUCAGAAGAUCCAACCUCUGGACAGGUGCGGUCCCCACCUAAUGCCCUAGAAGGCUCUACAGUGGCUCUGCCAGUCUAUUCUGAGGUGCAACCCUCCACUCUCAACCCCAAGCUAGGUGCUGAGGGUGAAGCUACAACAACACCAAGGGGAACUGAGGCAGUAUUAGCCCAGGACCCUGCCACUCUGCUUGACCAGUUUGAGGACGUGCCCCUGGCUGAUCCCCAGGAGAACCAGAGAACAGAGGCAGGGCAGGGGGAGCAGGAACCCCUUCUGUCACAGACCAAAGCACCUGAGACCCAUGCAGAGCCACCAGCAGCUAACAGCCCAGCAAGCACAGAGACAUACAGCCCGACCAAGGCUACCCAGGAAGAGGAAACCGAGGCACCCAAACGCAAAACCUGCCAGUGCUGCUCUAUCAUGUAAAAUCCCUCUCCGUACAUUAAUUUUCCUCUCUCCCUCUGCUGUUCAAUUCAUAACGCACUCCUUCCCCCGUCUUUGUUUUAUGCACCAAUCCUUUUUCAAAUCAGAAUGUCCACAGGCUACUCCCCUUUUCCUCUACUAACCUGUGAGGUAUAGACAGGACUUAAGUGCCUUGAUGAGCUUUCUACCCAGCACUACAAUUUUUAAAUUCUCUUCACACAACGUGGACCAAAAUAUGAUUUUAGAAUUUUUUUUUUUUUUUUUUUUUUUUUAGACUGAGUUUGAUUUAAUUCUUUCCUGGUUAGCAGAUGAACUUCUGUAUAGGAUCAUUAAAAACAACAUAUUAGAUGCAGUAAAGCAAAAACAGACUAAAUAUUGAUUGUUUUACACUUGCAUCUACAUGUAUAAUUCAUUGGGUAAUUUUCAUAAUCUAAAUAUCAGAUUACUUGGAAAAGUCCAAAGAUCUUAAGAGAUUCAGAGAGGAUAUUGUUCUAAUUUAAUACAUUUAAUGCUGAAUUAUUUUAUUGAUUUUGGUCUUUAAUUAGAGAUAUCUUUAAUCCAAGUAUAGAGCCUGAACAUUUUUAUUCACUCUGUAAUGCAGGUUUUGACAAUACUCAGACUAAUUUAUAAGCAACAGCGUGUUCCACUGAAUAUUUUGUGGGCUGUUGUCAGUUUUAAAAGUGAAAUUAUUUUUGGAAUACUUGAAAGUGUGAAUUUUGUAUUUUUAAUACCAGAUGUGCUUUUGAUGAGAGGCUCCAGACCUCCAGACAUAGCUUUGUGCAAGGAUGUAUAUACUGUAUACAGAAACAUGUGGAACUGAGAUGUCAGCUUUGAAAUGAUUGAUAGAUGGUUUAAUGAUUAAACUGACAUUUGUGAUACAUUG